AUGGAGAUUUCAACUCUACAAACCGGAACGGCUCCAUCUCCUGAAAAAUACAAACACACAAAAUUUAAAGGUAGAAGAGUGAAAUACAAUGCAAAGCUCAUUAUUUACGACAAAGAGGUCAUUAGGUUUGAAAAUACAAUGAUCGUUGCCGACAAACUACUUUACAUCCAAAAUCAAUUUAAUUCUGUAUUUGUAACAGAUGACAUGAGAAAUUUUCAAUUUCUAGGAAUGGGAGAAAUAGUAGGCCUUAUAAAUUCAUCUUUGAUCGUUAAGCUUGACAUGUCAUAUUGGGUCUACUGUAAUGGAAUUAGGAUUUCGCUGUUCUUUUACAUGCGCGACGAGAAGAUAUGCUAUAGCCAUAAGAAAAACGAGAAUUGCCCAGAAUUAUAUACAAACUGCACAAUUUAUGAAAACUUUCUCGUGGUAAUGGCAGGAAAUAGCGCUUUAUUCAUUAACUUUCGUGAUUCAAACGAUGUACAGUGUAAGUUUUCGGGGCCAAUUUCGAAGUGCUACGGCCUUAGAUUCAGAAAAUUAAAGUUUUUUGUAUUUGAAUAUAUGAAACAUGAAUUGCAGCAUGCAGCACUAUUUUACCACAGCGAAUUGCUAUCCUCUGACGUUGUUAUCAAGGAGACCGAUUCCGACGAGCCUACAAUUAUGUACAAUAUAAAGACAAGCAGAUACGAAGUUAGAUCUGCACAGAUGUGGCCUGAACAUGAAAGAGACGGAAGCAACAAUGGCAAAAUUGAAUUUGCAAAUACACAAGAUGCCAUAUACUAUAAAGAUGAACUUACAUCUGAGCCAGACAACUUUAAAAACCAAAGAUCAGGCUUGGUUUGUCAAAUUGAAAAUAAGAAAACCCCCGAUUUCAGAGCAAAGUUUCAAAUUUCUCCAACAGAAUAUCGGGCGUUUAAUUUGUCUCCUAUCAGAAACAAGAUUGAUUUUUUAAAAUCAAUAUUUUCAGGUGCAAAGUUUGAUAUCAUUACUGAUGUAUUGGACAGGUUGAUCCACUCUUCAAAGAGCAUAACAUCACUUAUAGUUGACAGCGGCAAUAAUGCAUUCAAGAACUUGGCUGAGCAGUCUAAACGUUCGUCAUUCUAUGAAAAACCUGAUUUGUCAGUUCUAAGGCAAAUGCCUAAGUUUAAAUUCAGAGGUGCAAUGUCAAGUAGAGAAAUACAGUUUAUAAACAGACACUACCAUAGAAUCUUUCAAUACAACCCUCAAAUUACCAAUAGUAAGAAUCUCGCGUAUAGAAUUAUCAAAAUGGAGAGGGACUAUAUUAAGGACUUGAAUGUUGAACGUCUAUUUAAGGAUAUUGUCGUAUACAACCAAAGUUUCCUGAAGCUGGUAAAUGCUCGUUAUGAAGAUCCAAGAAUUGAAGAGGUUCUUCAAAUUUUACUGGAAAAUUCAAUAUCUCUUCAGCAGGAUAUUUCAGACGUCAACAACUUCAGACAAUCCACGUUUCUUCUAAGAUGCUCGUGCAAUAUUGGGCCAUACUUUGCCAAUCACAAAUCAUUGUAUUACAAGUCUGUCUAUAAAUCUUCGCUCAAGCUCAAUUCAUUGCCUCUUGAUGAUAAAUUGCCAAAGGAGUUGGGAUUUCUAAGCUCUGCCUGUCUAUUUUCAUAUUUCAAACAACCAGCAUUUCAGAACAUCUAUGAGCAGCUUGGCCAUGCCUUCGGACAAAGCCUGGCCAGCGGGCUUUCACAAGAUAGUCUACAACAGUAUUUGAAGCUGGCGCAGACUGCAAAUGAUUCAGUGCUUGUGUUUAUCUAUCUUGUAUUAUCUACAUAUCCAGUCCGGUCUGACCUUGGGAAGAACCACGGCAUUAACACAAUGAUGAAAUCGGCUUUGGAGGGGAGUGUUUUGGAUCUAAAAAAAUCCUCUAUGUGUGCAUUAGCAAUAUAUAACUUGGAAAGCCAUGAUAGAAACAUUCUGUAUGUUCUUAAAAAUGAGAUUGAAAGAUACGGACCGGUAAAAUCAGAUAGACACACCUUGUUUUAUACCAGUGAGUAUCGAAAGCUGGCUGCUAUUUGCACAGCAAUGGUUGCAAAGCAUCCUUUAAUUGCCAGUUUUAAUGAUAGCUUUUGUGAGUUGGUAGUUACUGGACUAUCAUCAGUUAAUUCGGGUAUCAAUUCAACUGUUUUCAGUAGAUCAGAUGAUGGUAGACCGGAUGAAAUUUUUUAUUCUACGCUUUUCCAGCUAACAUGUGAUUUCUCUGCAGCACCUAAGUCUCUGAUGAACGAUAUGAAUAUCUUGCCAUGCCAGGCCCAGCCAACUCAGAUUUAUAAGGUCGCAGCUAGAAUUUUUUACAUUUCAUUGUAUUAUCUUAACUCAAAUGUAGCCCCUGAGGAGCAUGUGUAUGACAAAAUAUAUGAUUUUACACUAUUUGUAGAGGAUUAUGUGCUGGAAAACCAAGAUAUUCAGAUUUUAUUUAACUUUUCACUAGUUGCGCUGUCAAUAAUGAAAUGUGGCACAUGCGAUAUCGGAUUAUGCAGAAUUCUAAGAAGACAGAUAUUAAAGACCAAGGAGGUCAAGCACAUGAAAGAAUGCACCCUGUUCGAUUUUAAAAAGAAGGACAUGGUAUCGUUUAAGGGAUAUGACUUUGAAAGUAUGCAGUUUUACAAAAUUUGUCUUGGCCUAGUAUGUAUGAAUUUUGGAAUGUCAAGGCUUAAAAGAAAUGCAGUCAAGCAGCUAAUAAUCACGUUUUUCAUUACAAAUGCUUGCACUUUAGACUUUAAUUUCAUUGAUGUUCUUCGUAUGCUGCUUGUUAAGUAUUUGGAAGAUGAUCAAAAUGAAAUUGAAACUUUCAAAUCAACCGCCAAGAAAUUAGACUUGAAGUCGAGAAGGAAGAAAUGCAUGAAAUUCUUUGAAACAAGCUUCUCCAAAAUGACAGACGUUGAUAAAAAGUUUGUUAUUGAUGUUAUUUCAGACUAUUAUGAAAACAUUCAUUUUCCAGCCAAUACGGAGUCAAUAUUUGAUAUGAAACUGCUGGCCAAGAUCCUUUCCAUUACAAAAUAA
Molecule: messenger RNA, 3015 nt
Organism: Vittaforma corneae ATCC 50505
Lineage: Eukaryota; Fungi; Microsporidia; Nosematidae
Exons: 1
Coding region: 1-3015 (1004 amino acids)
Source: RefSeq, a predicted model, not a curated record